This is a messenger RNA of Klebsormidium nitens, 1333 nucleotides long. NCBI's taxonomy places the organism in Eukaryota, Viridiplantae, Streptophyta, Klebsormidiophyceae, Klebsormidiales, Klebsormidiaceae. The record is from the annotation of a GenBank genome assembly.
GGCGCAGCCCGACCCUGCCCGACCGGAACCGAAAAUCGUAGAACUCAGUCGAGACUCUCGAGCCAUCCGUGCCGACGCGAUUGGUCUGAGUGAGAAGGUGCACGAUGCACUACGCAUCCCUAAAAUCUCGCCGAAGCCGGUCGAAACCCUCGUGGCGCAGCUCCUGCGAGAAAGAAAGACCCUGCCCGACUGUCAGAAGGAAAGAGAGGAGUUGCAAGUAAAAAUCGAGAUCGCCGAAGAUGAUUCGAAAAGACGAGAAGCAUCAUUAGCGGAAAAAGAGACUCUACUAAGAAAACAGACGAACGACCUACGGGCUUCAGAGAGUAGGAUCGACGCACUCGAGAGGGAAGUACGGGCGUGUCGCGAAGACGAUUCGAAAGAGCGGAUUCCAGACCUCACCGCCGAACUCGAAAGAUGCCGCCGAGAUCGAGAAACGGUAAAGGCAUCCGCCCAAAGAAACCUCGAGAGCAUGCGUUCGGAUCUCCGUAACGCACAGGACGGGACGGCAAGAGAGAGACUCGUGCUGUCGCAGAGAGAAAAAGAGAUAGAAACCCUCCUCCGAGACUCGACCUCGGAACGAAAGAUGGCCGAAGCGUCGCAAAACGACCUCCGAGCACGGCUGAAGGCAUGCGAGGAGGACGUCGGUUCUCAGCAUGAUCCAGGGGUCAUCGAAUCCCUGAGACAGGAGCUUCAUAAUCGCGAGACAGAGAUCGAGGACAUGAAGAAAACCCACGAUACUCUCACCGAAACGCUGGCGAAGACGCAGGCAGAAAAAGAGGCUUUCGAACGGAGACAUGCGGAGUCGGCGGCUCAACAGGGGGCUCUGGCCUCCGCACUGCAGCGCGUCGAUGCACUGAGCCGGCGAGAGAUAGAAGGGAGAGAAGAGCUGCUCCGCAAGGUCCUCCAGGCCGUCAAGGGAGGCGCCGAAGCAAAACUGGCUAAAAAGCACCUGGACAAGCACAUGAGGACGAAAGCCCGCCAAGGGGCCGUCUACCGAACUCGAGGGGACCUGAACGCCGCGGUCGGGCGCUACGUGCGGGACCAAGGGGGUUCUCACGUCACCGUCUUCGGCCCCGACACCCUCGAAGACGAGCUGCGAGGGCUCCCGGUGUUCCUGGUCUGUCCCAGCAACAACGUCCCUCCUCCGGACUGGAAGGACCGCAAGGUGCUCUUCGUGAGCAAAGAGGGACUCAUAUCUAAUGCACUGAAGGCGCUGAGAGAGGAGCGCGGCCGAACGGAAGUCGACUUCCUCCUGACGGAAGACGAUCUACGAAAGCUACCGGAGGGGGGUCUUCGGACCCUGCGAGACAUCGCCGCGAGAUCUCGGAAAUAA